Messenger RNA from Hydatigera taeniaeformis, 2427 nucleotides. NCBI's taxonomy places the organism in Eukaryota, Metazoa, Platyhelminthes, Cestoda, Cyclophyllidea, Taeniidae. The record is from the annotation of a GenBank genome assembly.
AUGAGAGCGGCCUUACUUACCCUUGCCUACCUCUGCCUAUCAGAGGUCACCGGAAUUAAGUUUGAACAGAAUCCCAGACCGCCACAGUAUGCAGACCCUGACCGAUACGGCUAUCGAAUUUGUGCAUCUUGGAAGUUGGCUGACGGGACUCCAAUAUACAGUGGAUGUGAUCCCUUUAAAAUCAAACGCUGUGGAGAGGAAUUGGAUUUUGACUACAGAUGCUGCAGCGGUUUCGAACGCAGCAACGAGCCACUAGGAGGAGCCAGCUCCAAUCCCUGUGGGAAACUUAUUCCUCAGUUUGAUGAUUGUCCAUCGGUGAUCGAAGGGCUUGGCUUUAAAAAGUUUGCCUCCUACCUAAAAAAUCGGCCCGAAUUGACACGACAAAAUGGUCAGCCAUACACUAUCUUUGUGCCGCUACCGGAAGAUGGUAACGAUUUGGAUCGCAUCUACGGGGGUAACAGCCAGGCCGUGAGCUACCAUGUGGCAAAGGGUCGCCAUUACGCAGACGACCUAAAAACGGGUGUCAAGCUCAAGUCGCUGUAUAGGGAUCAGGAUAUGGAGAUCUCCCGCACAACUUAUGGAGCAAGUUUCUCUCUAUCUCUUACAACACUAGAAAUGGGAUAUAUCAAUGUGGAGUGCACAGAGAUCAGUCAGGCAGACAUUGAAUGCAAAUCUGGUCUUAUACACAUCAUUCGCCGCCCUCUGAUACCACGAUCAGGACUUGGCAAUAUUGACAAGACUUCUGUGAUGAGUCUCCUGCAGUCCAAUCCAGAGACACGUGAAUUUGCUAGUGCCUUGCCACGGAAGUUGCAACAAGACUUGGGCAGAGUUGAAAGCGGUCGCUUCUACACCGUCGCCGCGCCUACUUCAAACUCCUGGUCCGAGCUUCGUGGAAGAUACAACCGUGAACAACUAGAGGAUAUUGCUGCCAGUCACGUGACCUCGGGAUUGAAGUGUACUUCAAAUAUAAUUAAGGCAGAGCAGAUAUUUACUGACAUGCAAGGCCAGCAAAUGAAAGUAGAAUGCGGUAUCAACCCAAGCAACCGGCAAGAAGUACGGAAAAUCAUUGAUGCAUGUGGCGAUGCGCAUGAGCUGAUCGAAGAUCUGUCGGAUCAGAUGGCGGCAAAUGGUGUUGUUCACGUCAUUGCUGAUCCAGUGAUUCCCGUGUCUCUAUUAGAUGAUUCAGCCAAGGUCAAGCAGGUCGACGGUACAGUGCUUUCCAGCAUACAUAGCGCUGCAGCAGACCUCAAAGUUGCAGAGCUGACAUUGAAAGACUUUAUGGAUCGUCCGGAAUGUGCUAAGCAUCAAAACAUUGACAAGUUCAUCGAUGUGCUCCGUGAAUGCGACCUCUACAUGGAUGAUAUGAGCCAAUAUGCAGUGAUUGCACCAGAAAAUGAAGCCUUUGAUUGGUGGAGUGGAUACCGGCAGUUCAGACCAGAGUACGAACGCUUUCAAGUGGAUGAAGACUAUCGUUGCGAGGUGGCUCGCUAUCACAUUGUAAAGCACAAUGGAAACUUGGCAAACAUUCCAGAUUUUUCAGGACAUACCGAUGGUCAUCGCUCGAAUAAUCGCAACAACUAUCUCUACGAGACUACAUACUUUACCAAGGGGAAAAUGGGCUCGACGCUCAACUGGCACUACUCACCCGUUAACAACCUUCAGCCCCUAAAAUUAAAGAACACCUCUAUUUAUAAGACCUCGAGAAUUAAUGUCAUGCCGGAGAAGAAUAUCACUGACAUUCUUGAAGAACGAAAGGACUUCUCUCACACCAAAAACAUCACAGACAUGGCCAACAUGGAUGAUAAUGUGUUCAAAAAGAAAGCCCCAAAAAAUCUCUACCUCGUCACUACUGAUGACGGGUGGAUUGAUCCGCGCUCAAAGCAGCUGGGUAAAAGGCUGGCCAGCCCCGAGCUGGCUCGUUAUGAAGGUCAUCCGACUCUUGCUGAAAACUUUGCCAAGCUUAACCAUGUGCCAUUGUACCUAUGGGGUGGGGACAUAGGAUACUUUGAGAAGAACUCAGUUCACCGAUUUAUGUCGUCGGCAGGCGUUGAACUCAUCUUCUGGAUGGAUGACAAGGGAACUAUGAGGAUUGGAUAUGAUGGGCUUCCACAAAGUGAAUGGCCUAAAGUGGUGGAAUACAACCUUCCCGCAAGAGACGGAAUAGUCUGGGCUCUGGAUGGUUUUCUGCGCUGUCCAAACAGACUGUGUGCACUACAACUAGAAGAUAAGGACACUUAUACGUUCUACACAGCCGCCUGCCUCUCCUCUGACCUAGAGGGUGAACAGGAUGUGAAGAGAGCCUUCUCUUCAAAACCGACAGAGAUUGCUAGACGGCAUCCAAACCAGUGUUUGGUUAUCAGACAAGGUGAAGUCACCACAAUUAAGGACAUCUUUGAGGAUGUGCCAAUUUCGGGUCAGGAGCUCUAA